Symbiodinium natans is the source of this 1435-nucleotide messenger RNA. NCBI's taxonomy places the organism in Eukaryota, Dinophyceae, Suessiales, Symbiodiniaceae. The record is from the annotation of a GenBank genome assembly.
GCUGGAGCACAUUCUUCUUCGCCCGGACACAUAUGUGGGCUCCACUGAAGCCCAGGUGCAGGACCUCUGGGUUUUCGAUGGCGUGCAGAGCCGCAUGGUGCACCGGAAGAUCAGCUUCGUACCUGCUCUUUACAAGAUCUUCGAUGAGAUCUUGGUGAACGCCGCGGACAACCUGCAACGGGACCCGCAGGGUAUGGACAGCAUCAAGGUGGAGAUCCAUCAGCAGCAGGGGCUGCUCUCAGUGUGGAACAACGGCAGGGGUCUACCCGUAGUCCUGCACAAGGAGCAAAAAGUCUACGUCCCGGAGCUUGUGUUUGGCCACUUGCUGACCAGCGACAACUACGACGACACUUCUUGUAAGGUGGUGGGAGGUCGGAAUGGCUAUGGCGCCAAGCUUGCCAACGUUUUCUCCACCGAGUUCAAAGUGGAGACGUGCGACGGCAAAAACAGGUUUACCCAAGUCUUCACGAAGAACAUGCAGGUUAAGGGCAAACCGGAGAUCGUUGCGACAAAGGAGAAGUCCUUUACCUGCAUCACCUUCAAGCCAGACUUGGCAAAGUUCGGCAUGACACGUCUGGACGAUGACAUUGUGUCUUUGCUGACGAAGCGUGUGUAUGACGUGGCCGGAUCCACAACGGACCGCUGUAGCGUCUUCCUCAACGGUGAGAAGUUGGACGUCCGCAACUUCCGCGACUACUGCGACCUCUACCUGCUCACACGCCAGGGCGUGCCGCAAAUUUACGAGAAGUGCUCUGACAGGUGGGAGAUCUGCGUGAGCCUCACGGAGAGUGGCUUCAACCAGGUGAGCUUUGUGAACUCGAUUUGCACUAUUCGCGGCGGGACGCACGUGACCCACGUGUCCGAUCAGAUCGUCGAGGCAAUCUUGGAGAAAGUCAAGGCGCAGAGCAAGGAGAAGGUGAAGGGAGGGGUGGAUGUGAGACCACACCAUGUCAAGAACCACCUCUGGGUCUUCAUCAAGUGCUUGGUGGAGAACCCUGCUUUCGACUCGCAGACGAAGGAGACGCUCAUGACCAAGCAGUCCAAAUUCGGGUCCCGAUGCGAGCUGUCGGAGAAGUUCCUCUCAGAGGUGGCGACUUGUGGGGUUGUUGACCUCAUCCUCAUGGCUGCCAUGGCCAAAUCGAAAGUAGACCUGGGCAAAAAGCUCAAGGCAAACACCGGCCGUGUUGCUCGCCUUACGGGCGUUCCCAAGCUUGAGGACGCCAAUGACGCAGGUGGAAAGCUGUCCCAUGAGUGCACGCUGAUUCUGACAGAAGGAGAUUCCGCAAAGGCUCUGGCGGUUGCCGGGCUCAGCGUCAUUGGCCGUGACAAGUGGGGCGUCUUUCCACUCCGCGGCAAGGUGCGGGCGAGCGGAAUCAAGAAACGCAAAGGAAGUUCGUCUGUACAUGUCUCUCCGGACAGCCCCGCCCCAAAUUGA